Benincasa hispida (wax gourd) is the source of this 2304-nucleotide messenger RNA. Its product is annotated as laccase-4-like. NCBI's taxonomy places the organism in Eukaryota, Viridiplantae, Streptophyta, Magnoliopsida, Cucurbitales, Cucurbitaceae. Gene Ontology annotation, biological process: lignin catabolic process. Gene Ontology annotation, cellular component: apoplast. Gene Ontology annotation, molecular function: copper ion binding; hydroquinone:oxygen oxidoreductase activity. The record is from RefSeq and is a predicted model, not a curated record.
AUUAUAUGGAGAAAUACUAAAAGGUCUCCAUUAUUACUUCUCAUAGAUAUACACAACACACAAGGGUUGGGGAAAAAAUUUAUAAAAAAAAAAUGAAAAACAGAAACUUUAUGUAACAUGUAAGAUAUAUAAAAAGAAAUGGUGGAUCUGAUUCUAGUUUCAUCUGAAAAUCCUUUGGUAUGAAGACUUGUUUAACUCAUCACCUAACUAAGAAAAAACGACAUGGCAACAACACAGGGAGCUUAUUCAGCCAUUAAACCCAUUUGGGGCUUCUCUUUAUAAGGCUGAGUUGCAUGACCAUCGUUCUCACUCAUCACCCUUAUUUCUCACAAAUCAAAAUAACUCAGAAACACAAAAGGAAAGAAAAGAUACCAAUGGAGUCUUGGUGGGUUCGAGCUUUUGUCUUGUUGGCAUUUUGCUGCCUUCUUCCUGGUUUGGCAGAGUCCACAGUUCGCCAUUACAAAUUCAAUGUGGUGUUGAGGAAAGCAACAAGACUUUGCUCAAGCAAGCCCAUCGUCACUGUCAAUGGACAGUUCCCUGGACCAACCAUUUAUGCUAGGGAGGGCGACAAUGUGCUUGUCAAAGUCGUCAACCAUGUCAAAUAUAACCUUUCCAUUCACUGGCAUGGAAUCAGGCAACUCCGAACAGGCUGGGCUGAUGGUCCGGCAUACAUUACGCAAUGUCCAAUCCAGCCGGGGCAAAACUAUGUCUAUAACUUCACCAUCACCGGCCAAAGAGGCACACUCUUCUGGCAUGCUCAUAUUCUCUGGCUGAGAUCCACUGUCCAUGGUGCCAUCGUCAUCUUGCCGAAGCUUGGUGUGCCUUAUCCAUUCCCUACACCCAACAAAGAAACUGUCCUUGUGCUUGGUGAGUGGUGGAAAUCAGACACCGAAGCUGUGAUCAACGAAGCUCUUAAGUCAGGAUUAGCACCAAAUGUCUCUGAUUCUCACACCAUCAACGGCCUCCCCGGAUCCAUAUCAAAUUGCCCUUCACAAAGGGGCUUCACAUUACCCGUUCAAAGAGGGAAGACCUAUUUACUACGCAUAAUCAAUGCUGCACUGAAUGAAGAACUGUUUUUCAAAGUUGCGGGCCACAAGUUAACAGUUGUAGAAGUCGACGCCACAUAUGUCAAACCAUUCAAAACAGACACAGUUCUAAUUGCUCCAGGCCAGACCACCAACGUCCUCCUAACCGCCAAUCAAAACUCCGGAAAAUACAUGGUGGCUGUCUCUCCAUUCAUGGACGCUCCAGUCGCGGUCGAUAACAAGACUGCCACAGCCACCGUGCACUACACCGGCACAUUGGCCACAUCCCUCACAACAAGCACCAACCCCCCUCCCCAAAACGCAACCCAAAUUGCCAACACCUUCACAAACUCCCUUAGAAGUUUGAACUCCAAAAAAUACCCUGCCAAUGUCCCAUUGACAAUAGACCACCACCUCUUCUUCACCGUUGGACUUGGAAUUAACCCAUGCCCCACUUGCAAGGCCGCCAAUGGAAGCAGAGUAGUAGCCAGUAUCAACAACGUAACUUUUGUAAUGCCCACCACCGCUCUCCUACAAGCACAUUUCUUCAAAACCAAAGGUGUUUUCACCACAGAUUUCCCUGGAAACCCCCCUCACAAAUUCAACUAUUCAGGACCCGGACCUAAAAAUUUGCAGACUACAAGUGGAACUAAGCUCUACAAACUACAAUAUAACUCAACGGUGGAACUAGUUCUACAAGAUACAGGAAUCAUAACCCCAGAAAACCACCCCAUUCAUCUCCACGGAUUCAAUUUCUUCGAGGUCGGGCGAGGGAUCGGCAAUUUCAACCCCAAAACCGACCCUAAGAAAUUCAAUCUCGUGGAUCCAGUAGAGAGGAACACAAUCGGAGUUCCGUCCGGUGGAUGGACGGCGAUAAGAUUUCGUGCAGACAAUCCAGGAGUGUGGUUUAUGCAUUGCCAUUUGGAAAUUCAUACAACUUGGGGAUUGAAGAUGGCGUUCUUGGUGGAAAAUGGCAAAGGCCCCAAACAAUCGCUUCUGCCGCCGCCGAGCGACCUCCCAAAAUGUUAAUCCACAGGAACAAUAAUAAUAAUAAUAAAACAAAUCGAAAUUUUGUUUUUAUAUUCAAUUAUGUAAAAAUUGAGCCUUUUAUAGUUUAUAUAUUAUAUAUUAUACAUACUACACUAAAUCCAUAUCAUGAUUGUAUCAAUUUUUUCACCUUCAUGUUUCUUUUUCUUUUUCAUUUUUUUUUUUUUUUUGUUAUCAAUGAAUUUUUUUUGUAUUGUUUUGCAAUUUCUUUUCUUGAGAAAGUAAUCCAAUU